AUGAAGAACCUUUUCUUUUCCAUGGUUUUUCUCCUUUCCUUCCUAUUCUUCCUUGCUCAUGUAAGCGAGGCGGCCAUAACAUGUGGUACAGUUGACGUGAAGGCUGCCUCGUGUGUCACAUUUGCCACCGGCAAGGACACAAAGCCAUCUGCAGCCUGCUGCAGCGGGCUCCAGCAGCUGACUCAAAGCGUGAAGUCUGUCGACGAUAAAAAGACAAUCUGCCGUUGCCUGAAGGCUGGUGUUCAGAAAUUUAAUGGUGUACAAGACAAGUUCUUGAGCAAAAUCCCUGAUGCUUGCAAGAUCAAAGUCACAUUCCCUGUCUCAUUGAGCAUCAACUGUGAAACGAUCCGCUGAACUAGCAUGGAGUUGCUUCAGUGAUUGGGAGAAAAGAGUCAUCUGGUAGACUGUAGGGAGGAAUUGAAUAAAAC
Molecule: messenger RNA, 428 nt
Organism: Ilex paraguariensis (yerba mate)
Lineage: Eukaryota; Viridiplantae; Streptophyta; Magnoliopsida; Aquifoliales; Aquifoliaceae
Source: the annotation of a GenBank genome assembly